Messenger RNA from Hypoxylon trugodes, 2317 nucleotides. RefSeq lists its product as uncharacterized. NCBI's taxonomy places the organism in Eukaryota, Fungi, Ascomycota, Sordariomycetes, Xylariales, Hypoxylaceae. The record is from RefSeq and is a predicted model, not a curated record. The transcript is spliced from 5 exons. The coding region runs from base 567 to 2030 and encodes 487 amino acids.
GCAUUGCUUGCUGCUUGUUCACCUCGGCUGAAUCGCCAAAGGACACUAGUAACCCAACUUUACACCUAGCGUACGGCAAAGUGCGGGUGUGGUUUUUUAUUACCUAGGCACCCAGGCACCUAGGCAAGUCAUUAUACAUUCGAUUACCUCAUUACCGGUCUCGAAGAAGCAUCGUCAUGUCUAUCAUACGGCGCGCAUAACCCCCCGGUUGCAACCUCCUUCCGGAUUCUUUCAUCAGACCCGACUCCGCGGCACCCAUCGUGUAAAUCUACAUACUAGAUGCCAUUGUCUUAACAGGGCCGUUCUAUUCAAAGCGACACAGAUCUAAAACACACGGACAUAACGACGCCGCAUCUCGGAUCCUUCCAAAUAUAGACAUAUUUACAGUAUUUCUUAGAGUUAACAAUACAUCUCGGCGUUCCGAAAAGAAAUAAUUAGCAAACUCGUCAAAGCCUAUUAUACUUCCAUGGAUUGUCUAUAAGUAUCAUAUUAUAGGUCAACGCCAAUAUCCCUAUUCUCAAUUCGUGGCGUCGCGUACCAUACGCGACAGCCAUCGCAUUGUAACAAUGACAUCUUUCCAACCAAGAGGUCGGCGGAAACUAGAUGAGUCCAUACCACCACUUCUAAGACCUCUCAUUCGGGCCUAUGUCCUAGGCUUCGCUUCUGCUGUUACACCAAGGCUCUUAACGUUGGUUAUGCAGCAUGUAACUAAGAGAAGGAAAAACAAGGGUGCUUCAAGUGUCAUUCUGCCCCACGACACCUUCAUCGCAUCCCUGCAACGAAUCGUGCGUGGGGGACUAGAACUUCAAAGGUUUCCAACUUUUUGUGCAGUACUCGUAGGCGGAACUACGUUACUAGAGGUUUUGCUGGGUCGAGCCCUAAAUCGGCUUUUAUGGACGAGCCAACUUUCAACAUUGGUCCGAAAAAGGCUGUCGAGAUGGCUUUCGGCUUUUAUUGCAGCUUGGCUAAGCCUCCGACUUCUACAGUCGAAGAAGAGCGAUGCCUUCUCAGAAACGAUUCUCGUUGACUCAGAUGCUUCGCAACAUGCCAAGCAAGAAAAAACUGUACGAUAUGCUGGGCGAACAUUGGACAUGACGCUGUUUGCCGUGACCAGGGCUCUUGAUGUGAUAGUUGGGGAGUUGUGGACUCGCAGGAGACAGCACAGGACUGCUGCAAACAAGUGGACCUGGGCUGAGUCAAUAAUAGCUAAGUCGACUGACCCUACGAUCUUUGCGAGUUCUUGCGCACUUAUUAUGUGGGCGUGGUUUUAUUCGCCCUCGCAGCUACCAAAGGCCUAUACGAAAUGGAUCAGCUCGGCUGCAGCCGUCGACUCGCGUCUCAUCGAAGCACUCAAACGUUGCAAGGGGGGUGAACUACGGUAUGGUGAGGAGACUGGUCAGGCACCACUCCUUCAAUCAAUGUGUGUGGACUACAAAUGGCCGCCCGAAUGGGGCGACCCCAUUAAGGCUAUCCCGUUUCCAUGCGAGAUCGUACAUAUGGGCUGCGGGCCGUCUUGCGAAUAUCACGCUUUGUCCCGGUUUUACCGUUCCUUCAAAUGGUCUAUGGCCACUUACCUACCCCUGAAUCUCUUGGCUAGGAAAAAAGAUUUGAAGGGUAUUCAAACUGCAUUUCUAUCCGCGGCUCGCUCGUCCUCAUUCCUGGCCGCAUUUAUCACCCUGUUUUACUAUGGAGUUUGCCUAGCGCGGACAAGGCUCGGGCCGCAUAUCAUAGGGAAGGAUACGAAGGCUAGACGGACUAUCGACUCAGGUCUCUGUGUCGGGACUGGCUGCUUCCUAUGUGGAUGGAGCGUUUUCAUCGAGCAAGCAGCCCGAAGGAAAGAGUUGGCACUUUUUGUGGCGCCUAGGGCAUUAGCGACGCUUUUACCAAGACGAUAUCACCUCGACAAGCAGUGGAGGGAGACCUUCGUCUUUGCCUUUAGCACUGCUGUAGUAUUUACGUGUGUGGGAGAAAAUCAAAACAGGGUCCGUGGUAUGUUGGGCAAAAUACUAGGAUCCGUUUUGGAAGGCUAAUGAUUUAUUUGGCAUACACCCAAGUCUCCAGCAAGUUUCUGGAAGGCUUUGUUAUUUUAUGUUUUUAACUAUUGUACUGAUGAAAAUUGGGAGGCAUCUAUUCUAAAAUAUUAUGCAUUGGGUAGGAGAAUAAUGGACACAAUUGGAUGCAUGAGAAAGGGCAAUUUAUACACAUAGCUCGGAAGUAUACACUUGGAAACCGGCCUGUAACAAUUUGUCUAAUAUACUAUAAUGUAAUCCCUUAAUUACUAUCUUGAGCCUCGCACUUAACUUGGAAAAAACUAGGA